AAAUCAACUAAAACAGUCAACACUCAUUUGUCAAAUAUUUUAUAAAAUAAUUAAAAAAUAAAUAAAUAAGCAAAACAUGAAGCCCAAAAAUCCAUACACCCUCUCAUUUUUUUUCCUUUAGGUAAAGGAAACCAAAAGGGAAACUCAUUUGUCUCCACCGCGUGACAAUACAAUUCCAAUUUCCAACCCUAAAAAAUGGGUAUAAACCUAACCCUUACUCAUCUUCCUCCAUUGUUGUCUUGUUGAUAAACUUCUAAAACUCCAACUACAUCCACCACAUACACUUCCCAUCACCAUUCCAACUUCCUAAUUCCUAAAUAAGCAUAACCCCACUUUCUCUUAUCCCCAUUUCCUCGUUCUUCACGUCUUAUAAAUCCCAUCAAAACACCCUUUUUUUUCCAUUAACACACCCAUCAAAAAUGAAGCACAAAACUCUCCCAAAUCCAAUUCCUAAACCCACCCAAAUCAAAAAAAUGACCCGUUUUAAUUCAACCCCAAUUCCUCUUUGUUUUCGCCCAUCUUCUAAUACUACUCUUGAAUAUCAUCAUAAUCAAGCUUUAAUCAAUACUACAACUUCAACCCCAAAUUUAAUUACUUGUUUAUACCAAACCCGUUUGGGUAUUUUCUCUUUAACUUGGUCUUAUUCUAUGUUUUCUCGUACUUUUAAUCUUCAUCUUUACCCUUCUCCUUCUCUCUCUACACCCCCACUUUCUCUCUCUUCACCUUCUUUUCAAGUCACCCUAAAACCCUUUAUGUUUUGGAACAAAAAUGGGGUUAAAAAGCUUCCACCUUUAUCCCCAUCUCAUAGCUCAAUCUAUGUGUUUUGGGAUCUUACUAAUGCAAAGUUUGGAUCUGGAUCUGCACCCGAACCCGUUUCUGGGUUCUACAUUGUGGUUGUUUAUGAAGGGGAGAUUGUUCUUUUAGUUGGGGAUAUGGAGAAAGAAGCUUUUUUGAAGACUAAAGGGAAAAAAGUUGCAAUCUUUAAUGAAACUAAUGAUAGAAAGUUGCAAUCUUUGGUGAUUAAAAGAGAGCAUGUUUUUGGGAAUAGAUUUUAUUCAACAAGAAUUGAUUUUGGGGGAAAAUCUAGGUUAAUUUUGAUUGAAUUAAACACAAGUAUUGAAGAAGAUCCAAGAUUGGUGAUCCGACUUGAUUCAAAACGGGUCUUACAAGUGAAACAUUUAAGGUGGAAAUUUAGAGGAAGUGAAAGAAUUGAAGUUGAUGGCUACCCAAUUCAACUUUCUUGGGAUGUUUAUAAUUGGUUAUUUGAAGAAGAUUGUGCAACAAAUAAUGAUGAUGGGUAUGCUUUAUUUACAUUUAGAUUUGAAAAACAAGUGAAUAAAAAUGAACAAGAUGAAGAAAUUACUCAAAUUAGUUGUCAUGGUGAAGGGCAAAACGGGUAUAAUGAUAAUAAGAAAGGGGUAAUUUGGUCACAAGAUUCUUGUGGGUUGAACUAUGAAAGAAAGAAAAUUAAGAAGAAAUUGUUAGUAAAAACAAGAAGUGCUUCUUCUUCUUCAAUUUCAUCUGCUUCAUCUGCAAGUAGUUCAAUUUUGGAAUGGGAAAGUGUUGAAGAAAAUGAAUUGAAAGGUCCAAAUGGGUUUUCUUUACUUGUUUAUGCUUGGAAAAAUUGAAGAUUGGUCGUGAAAAUAGCUUAUUGGUCAAUUUUAGCUUAUCAUCUAAACACAAUCAAAUGGUUGAAUAGUCAAAUUAUCUAAAUGGCUCUCACCGAAGUAUUCAAAAUUAGCUCUAAACAGAUUGUUGAAUAGUCAAAUCAUUUAUUAGCGGCUUUCACUGACGUAUUCAAAAUCAGCUAUGAGCAGCUAUCACUUAUGCCGUUUGUACAACUUGAUGAAGUAAAUUUGCAGAUAUUUGCUUUUUUUUUUUUAAUUAUUUUCUUAUUUUUGCCAUUGAAACUAACCCAAUUUGAUAGAUAGAUAAUAUAGGUGAAAAAAAAUUUAGAAAAUUACUAACAUUUUUUUAGUUUUUGUUUGAUUGAUGAUGAAUUACUCAUAUGAUUCAUAAAUGUAAGAUUUGAGCAAUGUUUUGAAUGUCAAGAUUCAAGAAAAGAUUUGUGUUGUAUUUAAUGUGCCCGAAAUUAAUGGUGAAUUCAGAAUUUGAUUUUUUUUGAG
Messenger RNA from Amaranthus tricolor (Joseph's coat), 2126 nucleotides. RefSeq lists its product as uncharacterized. The transcript has a single exon. Lineage: Eukaryota; Viridiplantae; Streptophyta; Magnoliopsida; Caryophyllales; Amaranthaceae. The record is from RefSeq and is a predicted model, not a curated record. Bases 420 to 1628 code for a protein of 402 amino acids.